Messenger RNA from Prunus dulcis (almond), 1047 nucleotides. RefSeq lists its product as uncharacterized. The record is from RefSeq and is a predicted model, not a curated record. The coding region runs from base 248 to 790 and encodes 180 amino acids. Lineage: Eukaryota; Viridiplantae; Streptophyta; Magnoliopsida; Rosales; Rosaceae. The transcript is spliced from 2 exons.
UUUACUAGGGCUUACCAAUACCCAACGGCCAUUACUCUUUCCACACGCCUCUAGAGCCCCAAAAGCUCACUUUUUCACUCCGCCCCACUUUCCUUCCUUCCCUCCUCCUCUCUUCUUCUCCAUUUGCCCUCUUUCAUUUUCUGCUGCUAAGAAAAACCAAAUCUUUACUACCCUUUGCUCUGCUUUCCCACAAACAGAACCCGAAAAACUCAUCUUCACUUAGAAACACAACAAACAUACAGAGAAAAUGUCUAACAAGUCACCAAUAUUUCCGAUGCCACAACCUCAACACUUCAGCGACUAUGGCUUUGACCCUCAAAUCGACUAUUUUCAGGUCCUGGAAGAAGCAAGAAGACACAAGCGUGAGACAACAAGAUCCAUAGACUCCAUACACUUCAAGCUCCAGAAACCCAUCUCCAAAGAAGACCCCAAAAAGACCAACAAGGCCAAGAAGAAGCGCUGGUGGAAAAGCGCUCUGCUUUUCUUCAAAUGCAUCACCCACCACCACCAUGGCCACAACAAUCGCAGCGAAGAAGACGUGCACCAGGCCAGGGCUAAUGCCUUCAGGGCCUCAAUUUCAGGUCCCGUCUAUAUCACAGAGAGCAGAAGUGGCUCGAGCACGCCUUACCGUACGACAAGCAGGCCGUCGUCGGGACCCCUCUCCGGAACUCUGUCUCCUGCAAGUAGGGGUGAGCUGGACAUUCCUUAUAUCAGCCUCAGGGAGCUUAACAUGGAGCAGCAGCAACAGAGGAACUCUACCUCUGCCAUGCCCAUAUAUUUGGUUACUUGAUUACUAUUUUAUUUGAGUGAUUAGAUUAAUCAUCUUGUUAGUCUUUGGAGAGCCAUAUAUAUUUUACUAAGCGCUCUUCUUGUGAUUGAUUAAAUGGGGGGUGUUAAUUGGGGUUUGUUUGUCCAUUUUUGUUUUUGCAUACUGCAAAGGCAAUUUGAUCCUUUGGAGGAAAUCUAGAUCCUCCUUUUGGUGUUUGUUGCUCACUUUUUCAAGCUACGAAACUAAUGAACCCUGCUUUGACUUAAGUCAACCUUCUA